This is a messenger RNA of Eruca vesicaria subsp. sativa (arugula), 273 nucleotides long. NCBI's taxonomy places the organism in Eukaryota, Viridiplantae, Streptophyta, Magnoliopsida, Brassicales, Brassicaceae. The record is from the annotation of a GenBank genome assembly.
AUGGGUGAUGAAGCAGCAGAGGAGGAGAGGUUUGAGUGGAAGCUUAAAGUUGGUAUGAGAGUGGGAAGAUUCAAGUUGAAACUCCAUCUUCGAAACCGACUAAUCUCAUUAUGGAAGCUUCAUAGAUUGUCAUUCUUGGUUAGAUUCAGAAAGAAGCAUCAUAUCAGAAUCGAUUCUGAAUCAAAACCUCAAUGUGGAGGCAAGUCCAGAAUGGGAUUCAUACGGAGGAGUCUUGGUGUCCCCUGGAGGCGGAGAGUAGUGGCAAAGGUCUGA